AUGGGAAWUGUGCGCCAGGCCCAUYUCUGUGUACUUGCAUCCAACUGUAAUGAGCCUAUGUAUGUCAAAUUGGUGGAGGCCCUUUGUGCUGAACACCAAAUCAAUCUAAUUAAGGUCGAUGACAACAAGAAACUAGGAGAAUGGGUAGGCCUCUGUAAAAUUGACCGAGAGGGCAAGCCCCGUAAAGUGGUUGGUUGCAGUUGUGUAGUUGUUAAGGAUUAUGGCAAAGAAUCUCAGGCCAAGGAUGUCAUCGAAGAGUACUUCAAAUGCAAGAAAUGAGCAAAUAAAUUUUUA
Molecule: messenger RNA, 294 nt
Organism: Urocitellus parryii (Arctic ground squirrel)
Lineage: Eukaryota; Metazoa; Chordata; Mammalia; Rodentia; Sciuridae
Source: RefSeq, a predicted model, not a curated record